This is a messenger RNA of Dacryopinax primogenitus, 1062 nucleotides long. RefSeq lists its product as uncharacterized. The transcript has 3 exons. The coding region runs from base 1 to 1062 and encodes 353 amino acids. The record is from RefSeq and is a predicted model, not a curated record. NCBI's taxonomy places the organism in Eukaryota, Fungi, Basidiomycota, Dacrymycetes, Dacrymycetales, Dacrymycetaceae.
AUGUCUUUACUCAAGGCAGACAAAGGAUGGGGACUGGGUUUUGCUGAGAUGGUGGUGGGUGACAGGAGCAAGGAGGUUGUGCUUGGGGAAGUCCUGGAGCCAAAUAGGCAUGCCAAGGAUGGGGUGAAGGGAAAGGGAAAGAUGGUGGAGGAGAACUCCCAGGGUGGGAGUUCUAAGGAUCACCUGCCCCAUAGGAGCAAUGAAAAUGAAGCCAAUUCUGUGAGCUUGGGGUCAGUGUACUCCCAAGAUGAUCCCAACAAGGCCUCAUCUGCCACUCGCAACAAUGCACAUCCCAAUGACAUGGGGACCACUCUGGUGUAUCUGCACAAUCCCAGGCUCAAGCAUUUGAUGUAUUACGACCUGUACUUGCAUGUUCUGGAGGGUGGAGAUACAGCUACUGCAAUAAUGGUGCUGGAUGCAAUAUAUGCGCAGGAUGCAAUGGAACCCAUCCCUCCAUUUGCUCCCUCAUUAUUGCCCAUCCCUGAAGAUGAUGAUGAGGAUGGCACAGUCAUUGCCUCCCCCCCUCUACCCCGGGUGCCGAUGGCUGAGGAGCUCAAGUCCAUGCUCCACAAUUGCAUGCAGGGCAGUGACGUAGCCUGUCAGGCUGUCAAUGAGGAGUAUCAUCAUGUGGGUCAAGCACACCCUCAAGAAUUGGCCUUCUCAUCUAGCUUGGCUAGUGUGGGCUUGACUCCAUCCUCAAGGCUGCCACUGGGUCCCAAUGCCCAUGCUGGCUAUGAUGGGCUUGCAGAUCCCUUUGGGAGGAUUGUGCAGAUGCUGGGCACCAUCAGCACAUUCUUCGAGAAGAAUGAAGUGGUGUCAGAGUACAAGUGGUGGGCUUGGGCAGGAUACCAAGUGGCUGAGGGGAUUGGUAUGCUCUUGCUGUGGAUCCAGCUGGCCAUCAUCAGUUGCUCAACAGUUAUGAGGUACAACCCAUGUACCUUCAUCAUUCUUCUCAUCAUGUUUAUCUUCUGCAGGGUGAAAGGGAUUGCAAUUGAUGAGGUGCUGUUUGGCAUCCUGGAGGACUUGGCGAUGAAAGGGAGGAUCAUGAUGGGUCAUGAGUAG